AUGUCCAAUUCUCGCCCCUCAGCCUUUGACAUUCUCAUGUCGAAUGCUUCGAGAAUAAAGCAAAACCCUUCACAAUCUCAGAAGGAAAAGCCGCAAUCAUCACCCAGGAAACGCAAGACCCCAGCUGAAAAUUCCCAAACCCCCGAUUUAAACCCUAACACUUCUCCGAUUCAAAGUGAAAGAACCGUAGAACAAGACCAAUUAAGCCUCAAAGAUUCAAAUUCCGCUCAAAUUCAAGAUGCCCGUUUCAAGAACUCGUCGGAAAAGGACGAAAAACCAACGGUUAGUUCAUCCUCAGUUCAAGAAUCACGUUUAAAGCAAAAUGCAGCAAGAAAUACUGAUUUGAAUGAAGACUUGGGGGUGGCGAAGAAGGCAAAGGUGUCGAUUAGUCCGGAUGAGAGUAUUGUGGAGUUGAAGAAGAAGGCUACAAGUUUUGAUGCGAAGAGAGCGGCAUAUUGGGGAAAGGGAGAGAGGUUACCUUUUAUGUUUGUGGCGAAGACAUUUGAUGCAAUAUCAAAGGAGUCGGGGAGGAUCGUGAUCACAGAGAUUGUGUGUAAUAUGCUGAGGACUGUGAUUGAAAUGGCACCAGAUGAUUUGGUGGCAGUCGUGUACCUUCUGGCAAAUAGGAUUGCUCCUGCGCAUGAGGGGUUGGAGUUCGGGAUUGGAGAUUCUUCAAUUAUCAAGGCGCUUGCAGAGGCUUGUGGGACUAAAGAAGCGCAUAUUAAGAAGCAGUACAAGGAGCUUGGAGAUUUAGGCCUUGUUGCGAAAGCAAGCCGUUCGUCACAGCCUUUGAUGCGUAAACCAGAAGCAUUAACUGUCUCCAAAGUUUUUGAUACAUUUCAGCUCAUUGCGAAGGAAUCCGGCAAGGAUAGUCAAGAGAAGAAAAAGAAUCACAUAAAGGGACUACUAGUUGCGGCCACUGAUUGUGAACCUCAAUUUUUGAUUCGUCUACUCCAGACAAAACUUCGUAUUGGUUUGGCAGAACAAACUCUCUUGGCAGCACUGGGGCAUGCUGCCGUGUAUUCUGAGAAGCAGUCAUCCCAUCCUGCAAAUGUUGAUAAUCCCUUAGAGGAGGCUGCGAAACUUGUGAAACAAGUUUACUCUGUAAUUCCGGUCUAUGAUAAGAUCGUUCCUGCUCUUCUCGCUGGUGGUGUAUGGAAUCUCCCAAAGACUUGUAGGUUUUCACCGGGUAUUCCAGUUGGACCCAUGUUAGCUAAACCGACUAAAGGAGUAUCAGAAAUUGUGGAGAAGUUUCAAGACAUGGAGUUUACCUGUGAAUACAAGUAUGAUGGAGAACGUGCUCAGAUACAUUAUAUGGGAAAUGGUGCAGUAGAGAUAUAUAGUCGAAAUGCAGAACGGAAUACUGGAAAGUUUCCUGAUGUUGUUGCUGCUAUGACAAGAUUGAAGAAACCUUCAGUAAUGUCAUUUGUCCUCGACUGUGAACUUGUUGCAUACGACCGUGAGAAACAGAAAAUCCUGCCUUUCCAGGUCCUCAGCACACGUUCUCGUAAGAAUGUUGUCAUGAGUGAAAUCAAAGUUGAUGUUUGUAUAUUUGCUUUUGAUAUCUUGUAUCUUAAUGGACAAGAGCUUCUGCAAGAGCAGCUUGACAUUCGUAGAGAGCAUCUUUACAAGUCCUUUCAGGAAGAACAAGGUCUUUUCCAGUUUGCCACUGCUAUAACAUCAAAUGAUCUUGAGGAAAUACAAAAGUUUCUUGAUGGUGCUGUUGAUUCUAGUUGCGAGGGGUUGAUCAUCAAAACGUUGAGUAAAGACGCUACAUAUGAACCUUCAAAACGGUCUCACAACUGGUUAAAAUUGAAAAAAGAUUACAUGGAAAGUAUUGGUGACUCGCUGGAUUUGGUGCCCAUUGCUGCUUAUCAUGGCAGGGGAAAACGCACUGGUGUAUAUGGUGCCUUUCUCCUUGCUUGUUAUGACAGUAACAAGGAGGAAUUUCAAAGCAUCUGUAAAAUUGGCACUGGAUUUUCUGAAGCAAUGCUUGAAGAACGUUCUGUCAGCCUUCGUUCUAAAGUCAUUCCCAAGCCAAAGUCAUACUACAGGUAUUCAGAUUCAAUCAAUCCAGAUGUCUGGUUUGAGCCUACUGAGGUUUGGGAGGUGAAAGCUGCAGAUCUGACUAUAAGCCCUGUUCAUCGUGCUGCCAUUGGUAUUGUAGAUUCUGAUAAGGGGAUCUCGCUGAGAUUUCCUCGUUUGCUUUGUAUCCGAGAAGACAAGAGUCCCGAGCAGGCCUCGUCGUCUGAUGUGGUAGCCGAGAUGUAUACUGCUCAGAAGCACAAUCAACGAGACAAUCCAGAUGAAAAUGACGAUGAUUGA
Messenger RNA from Fraxinus pennsylvanica, 2325 nucleotides. The record is from the annotation of a GenBank genome assembly. NCBI's taxonomy places the organism in Eukaryota, Viridiplantae, Streptophyta, Magnoliopsida, Lamiales, Oleaceae.